AUGGCCACCAACGCCGUCAUUGCGGCAUGCAUCAACGAUCCGUACCAUGCGGAUGUAGUGGUGGAAUGCGGUUCGCCCGACGCUCGGUGGGAGGUGGACUGCCACAAGGCGGUCAUCUGCCCACAAUCGACCUUUCUGUCGAACAAAUGCGCCGCUUCCGGCGAUCGACCGGUCGAGACCAAAGCCAAGGAUAGGAUCGUCAUCGACGCUCCUUACGACGGCAAGGCUGUCACAGCAGUGCUGCGGUCAAUGUACAGAUCGAAGGAAGAUACGGAGUGGCUGCAAGGCUUUGCGUGGAUCGAUUUGCUCCGCAUGUUCCAAGUCGCUCAUCUCUUCGAACGAAACGACUUGGAGCCGAUGAUCUGUUCCACCGCCUCUCUGAAGGUCGAUGAGAUCGUCGACCUCGAUCAAAUCGAGGGCGCGCUCGAUGAAUACCGGAAGCUGGGGCAGCCAUACUUGUAUGGUCACUUUGGCAACGAUCUCGAAAAACUUCACCACAGGCAGUUCGCUUUGCAGAAGAAGCGGAAGGAGGACACGAAGCGUGAGCUAGUCGAUACUUUGGCGGCGCUUCGCAAUCCUGAAACUAGGGGCGAUCUGUCGGAGGAGGCAUACAUCAAGUUUCUCGAGGCCGUCCAGGGCAGCAACUGGCUCCAUUAG
Molecule: messenger RNA, 657 nt
Organism: Zymoseptoria tritici IPO323
Lineage: Eukaryota; Fungi; Ascomycota; Dothideomycetes; Mycosphaerellales; Mycosphaerellaceae
Exons: 1
Coding region: 1-657 (218 amino acids)
Source: RefSeq, a predicted model, not a curated record